GUCCUAGCAAGAUGGCGGCCCCCUUGGAGCUCAGUUGCUGGGGAGGCGGCUGGGGGCUCCCAUCGGUACACAGCGAGUCCCUAGUGGUGAUGGCUUAUGCCAAAUUUUCUGGUGCACCCUUAAAAGUCAAUGUAAUAGAUAAGACCUGGAGAGGUUCAAGAGGAGAUGUACCAAUUUUGACAUAUGAAGAUAACAUUGUUUGUCAGCCGGCAAAAAUACUAAACUUUUUAAGAAAACAGAAAUAUAAUGCUGAUUAUGAACUCUCAGCAAAACAAGGGGCAGAUACACUGGCUUACAUUGCUCUUCUUGAAGAGAAACUUCUUCCAGCAAUGCUUCACACAUUUUGGGUUGAGAAUGACAAUUACUUUAGUGUGACAAAGCCAUGGUUUGCUUCACGCAUUCCUUUUCCCUUGAGUUUAAUCCUGCCUGGAAGAAUGUCUAAGGGAGCACUGAACAGGAUUCUCCUGACCAGAGGACAGCCUCCCCUCUACCACCUUCGAGAAGUAGAAGCACAGAUAUACAGAGAUGCCAAGGAGUGCCUAAAUCUUCUGUCAAAUAGAUUGGGAACAUCUCAGUUUUUCUUUGGGGAUAUGCCUUCUACUUUGGAUGCCUAUGUUUUUGGUUUUCUUGCACCUCUUUAUAAAGUACACUUUCCCAAAGUUCAAUUACAAGAACAUUUGAAACAGCUCUCCAACCUGUGUCGCUUUUGUGAUGACAUCCUAAGCAGUUAUUUUAGACAUAGUCUUGGAGGCAUCUCUCCUGCUGGACAAGAGACAGUAGAUGCAAAUCUGCAGAAACUCACACAACUCGUAAAUAAGGAAUCCAACUUGAUUGAAAAGAUGGAUGAUAAUCUUCGUCAAAGCCCUCAACUUCCUCCUCGGAAACUGCCAACACUUAAACUGACUCCCGCAGAAGAAGAAAGUAAUUCCUUACAACGACUAUCACCCUGACAUGCUCUGUGUCCAAAGUCAUGUGGUUAUUGCAUCAGUCUCUUACACUAAGUAUUAUGGAGGCAGACGAAAAUGCAAUUAAGAGGUAUAAGGAAGACUUGAAAACAAAAGAAACUUUCUACAAUCUUUAUUUUUUUUUUUAGGAAACUUGUAUUUUAGCUUGGCAAUGCACUUUAAAUAACAUCAAAUUGAAUGCUAAAUGAAUUUGGAGAAAAAUGAAAACACUGUACUGUAUAUAUAUAUAUAUCUAUAUAUAAAAAAAACCCUGCCUUAAUCUUGGCAGAUUUUGCCUUUAGUUCACAUGUUGCUGACCAAAACUAUAAUUCUGUUCUGAAUGUGCUCUCUUAAUUUAUUCAUGUUGAUGUAUUAAUUUCAUUUUCUUAGGUCAGUAUUAAUAUCUAAUAUUUGGCUCUUUGGCUGAGGCUUCUUCAGUUUAAAAAUCUGACACCUAUUUUACACCUUAGAAUUAUUAUAAAUUCAGUAGAAAAGCUGGUGUUUAACUAUAAAAAGCAGAGAGGAAUGUGCUUUUUAAUUAUGCUGUCAUAAAUCUAACCUUAAAGGGUUUAGUGCCAUAUAUAAAGGUGUCAUAUUAAUCUGAUUAUAUGCACUUCAAUGUAAUGUUAAUAUUUGCUGAUGUGUUCAAUAUAGUUAGCAAGGGCUCUUUUAGUUUAUUGAAUAUGGCAGCUUUAGACCUCUGUAUGUAUAGUACAACUUUAACUUUAGUCGUAUUUUUCUUGGACUGAUUUCAGGAGAAAUGAAUGUAUUGGUCAUAACCAUUUUAUUAGGCUGUAAAGUCUUACUGAGCCUUGGCCAGUGUUAGCUAACUCAGGCGGAGCCCCACUACCAGAGUAACAGAAGAACCACUGUGUGUCUGGUCCGAGUUCAUCAUGCUUAGCUCAGACCGGUGUUUAUUCUUAGGAAGGGCCAUCAUGUAGUCAAAAAUUUUAUGGCAACUAAUAAUCUUCUAUAUGGUUUACAGUGAGAAGGACUCAAAGGAAUAAUCAGAAAUAGCAGGUAUUAAAGACUAAUUUCUAAUAGUUGUUGAACUGUGAAAGGAUUUUCUGUGUAGAUAAUUUUACUUAUUAUACAAUAGAAUCUUGCUUGUAUUAGUGGCUGAGGUGCUCCUGUCAUCCUAAAACAACUUUUGGGGGUUUUAAAAUACAGGACUCAUGUUUUUGAUUAGUGUCUUAAUAGAUUACUAUGGUGCUCAGCAAAUUUCAUUAUGUCCUACAGAAACCCCAUGUUAAGGAAUACUUGUCCUAUUUAAAUUGAGUGGAGCUUAGCUGUCCUGUACUUGUCCUGUAUUUGGGUAGCUUUAUACAGGAAAUCUUAAGUCAUUCGAAGCAUUUUUUUUUCUUGAAGGUUUUAAUUAAAUGAGAAAAAAGGUAGUCUUCAAUAUCAUGGUGUGUUCAUGAGUUGGGAUGUAUUUAGUAGGGAACAUUCCUAAUAAGUUUCAUAUUACUUCAACAAAUGGUGGGUAAAGAGAGCUCAUUUUGCAUUAAUCUUUAAAAGUAGGCUAUUAGAUGUCAGCAAUCUGAAAUCUGUGACUAUUUUCAUUGAAAAUCAUGACCAUAGACUUUGUUUUCUAGAAUUGAUAUUGCAGAAGGAUGGCUAACACAUUUGUCAUACAUGUUUGUCUUAGUCAGGAUUAGUCAUUUUCAAUUAUGAUUUUUUAUAAACCUUCCAAAAAGCAAAGAAAUCGCUUACAGUUGUAAAACAGGACACUUAAAAUUAGUUCUGGGGGGGAAAAAUUGUAGGAGAAGGAACUAUAUCACCCCUAACAGAGUGUAUAAUCAAAGGGUAACUAUGACUGCAUGUUUCUUCUUAGGAAGAGUCAAAAGUUUAAAGUUAAUAUAUAUGUUUUCCGCCAGUAAAAUUACUAGUACCGAUAAGUAAGAAAGAAUUAGGAAAAUUACAUUCUUAGGACACACAGACAUAAGCCACUAAGUUAUUAUAAUGUUUCAGGUGUUGAAUCAAUCACAAAUAUUUGUCCUUUUUAGUAGAGAAGACAACAAUGAAUAUAAGUUGCUUUUUGAUCACUCCUGCUUUGAGUUCCCUUUAGUUUUACACUAUGUAGGUCAUGAUAUUUUCAGACUACCUUUUCCUAAGAUGCAAAAUGUGAUUUAGAUGAGUGAGAAUUUACAUAUUGGGAUACUUAGUUGAGCUUUUUUGAUACGUGCCAAUAAGAUGCUAGGAAGCAAUAACAGCACAGACUCCUUUAGGGACCAGGGGACCAACCACAUAUAUCAGAACCCUUGGGAAAGAGCAACUCUGCAGAUUGGGCAAAGACCUAUGAUCAGCUUGUUAGGGAAGUUUGGGCUAAAGCUUGAGUUUACUGAGUAUGAUAAAUGGUCCAUAAUCUUGAAGUGCCAUGUGCCACUUGGAGCUGAUGGUGGAGGAUAAUAUGAUAAAAGGGAGUAUGUGUUUAUAAUUGUUUAUAGUAUAGGACUAGAAAAUUGAUCAGAUAAUCCCUGUAAAAGAUCUGCAUCAUCAGCCAUUCAUAAGAGUAGACAGACACUUUUAUGUUUGGCAAUGCCAGCACUACAAAAUGCUGGCAUUGACAAACAAAUUUCAACUUAAAUAUGUCUGUAUUAUUUUUUGAGUAUUAGAGAUUUUACAUUAAGUCCAAAGCAUAUUGAUUUCCAUUUGUAAUUUCUGUUCAUUUAAAAUAUUGCUAGAUAUAGUAACAUGAAGGAAUGGGAAAACUUAUUUCAAUCAGCUAAAUUACUUUCAGAAGUCUGCAAAAAUGGAAACAACUUAGUCAUCAAAAGGAAUUAGUAAUAAUGAUAUCUUAGAAUAGCAAUUGUUCAGGUGGGCAGUAUGUUUUUUGAAAGCCUAGUCCAGGGAUAUAUAUUUAGAUUUCUUUUACUGUUUUCCUAAACCAAAAAUGUUAACCCUUUAAAACCAAACUUUGAAUGCUUAAUGUAAAGACAGGAAGUUCACUGAUGGUGCAUAGGAUAUCUUUGUACUACUUUUGCUACUUCCGUGGGUUUAUGAUUGUUUUAAAAGUGAAUUUAAUAAAGUAAAUGUAUCAUUUUUUAAAUUAGAUUAGAAUUUAAAAUGUAACACUCCAAAGAUAGUAUUUAGUGCCAGAUGAAUACAUACAUAAGAAAAAUAUAAUUUGCUUCCUUUUUGAAUUUAAAGAAAAACGCUCAUGUUUAUGAUGCAUGAUAAUCUAAAGACCUAUUUUGUCUUACCCCAAAAGAACUAUUUACCACCAAGAAUCCUUUUCCCUAGAAUAUCAGACAAGAUCAUAGACUCCUCUAGGAUAUCAAAAAUUCUUAUCACUCAGAAAUUUGCUAUUAGAUGAAAUAAAGGUUGAAAGUCCAAUUAUUCUCAAAGGUUUCAUUAGAUGUUUUAAAUGGUGAUUUUUUUCAUGGGAAUGUAAAGAUGAAGUUAAAACAAAACAAAUUAGUUUCUUUAAAAACAUCAGAAAGUAAGUUUUUUUUGUAACCUCAUUCAGAUUUUUUUGACAUUAUACUAUAAGAUUUUAAAAAACAUCUUUUAGCUCCUAAAGGCAGAAUGUAUCAUUAAAUGAUUAGAAAUUUCCAUGGCCAAAUAAAUUUGGGAAAUGCAUUAGAAACAGUUAAGGUAGGCUUUUCAGAACCAUUGAUACAUUGUGUGUGGUUUCAGUUUCCAGGGAGGGUCUGUAUUUUAUAAACCAUUUCCUUGGUUUAUUUUAAUGUGUGUGUGUGUGUGUUUAAAAAUAGGUGUCCUGUGGAAAUUGUGUUCUGAGAAAUACGUAUAGAGAAUGCUGCCUGAGAGUGUUUUUACUUGUUGUGCUCAUUGCAAAGGUUUGUUAUUGAUGAAUUCCUUUUUAGUGGGUGGUGAUAAGUGGGAACUCAGGUGAGGACCUCCCUAGACCAUGGAGUUGAGAGAAGCGUGGCUAUAAUUUUAGGACUGGAUUCUAAGACAUGUGCGGUCCCUGGUCUGCCUAGCCCCUUUCCCUUAAAUAAGAGUUGGCCGAAAAUAGCUGUAUAAUAUGAGCUAGUGUUUUUAGAAAACUAAUCAGUUCCACGAGAAAAAGGGAACCAAUUUGUAUUCCAGAGCAAUUUCCCCAACCCUUUGGCUUUAAAAUGCCAAAAAGACAGUGGGUAUUUAUAGCAUUAAAAUCACAUAGAAGUUUAUUAUUUUGGGUGGAUGGAUGGAUGGAUGAAUGGAUGGAUGGAUGGAUGGAUGCAGGUGUUUACAGUUGUUGCAGUGACAGCAGAAGUUUAAUAUUUUUUGUUACAUUACUGAAGAUGUGGUCUAAAUAAGGGUUGUUGGUUUGUUUGCAUUUUUUAGGAUGAAGGCUUGCAAUUUGCAUUAGAUCCAGCAGUUUCUAUAUCCUAAAAUAUUUAAGCUUUACUAAACCUCCAAAUUUUCAGAGACCCAAGUAUGUUUGAUUUCAUACAUAAAAUCAGAUCACUAAUCAGGCAUAUGGAUGCUUUUCAUUUGUUUUCCCCAACAUAUACAGUUGCCUGUUGGGAACUCUGCAUUUGAUAUGUGUAUUUGAUAGAAAGUUUGCCUUGCGGUUGGAUUUGUGUGUAACGGUAAGCAUCUAGCCAUGUGAAAAGCAGUUGGAGCUUUGUUCUGAUUCAUUAGUUUUCCUUAUGUAAAUUUAGAGAAAUGCUUUUUUAAUCAUUUAUUUUACAUACCCAAGAUCCUUGAAAAUCAAGAAAAAUGACUUGCUAGAGUUUCAGAGAAUCAUGUACUACAGAGAAGGUUAUGCUGACCACUUGUUUUUUGGACCAAUGACUAAUUUUCCUUGUACUUCUGAUGUCUUUAUCUUGUGGAGAAGGUGGGGUGUACUCAAGCUUUUACAUUAAAUACACAAGGAAAAGCUUUAUUCCUCAUCUAACGCAAUGUUUUAUUUUGUAAACUAGAAAAGAAUGUCUUUUCCAGUUUUCUGUUCAUCUUAAAAUAACUGGAAUUGUUUCUAAUGUAACUUUAACUUUAUGGAAGAUUGGCAGUAAAGAAGAGAAAUAAUUAAUAUAUGUAUACACAUACUGGUUGUCCCACCAAGCUUAUCUUUGAAUGGUAAACAUUUUAAGCAUCUGUUCUAGUGUACAAAUACUAGGUUUUGUUAUAAAUAAUCUUCAAAAUAAACAGUGUUAGUCAUAAUUUCAAUUAUCUAGCCUUGUUUACUGGAAAUAUAUUUUACCAAGAGACUAUAUAUAGAUACCCAGACGUGAUGUUAAUGAUCACUGUAAAGAAUUUAUUCUGAUAAAUGAGAACCUGGAUAUUAAUCAAAAUAGCUAUUUUCACAAUAAAAUUUCAAAUUGCCUGAA
Condylura cristata (star-nosed mole) is the source of this 6220-nucleotide messenger RNA. RefSeq names its product metaxin 3 (gene MTX3). The transcript has 9 exons. Gene Ontology annotation, biological process: mitochondrion organization. The record is from RefSeq and is a predicted model, not a curated record. Lineage: Eukaryota; Metazoa; Chordata; Mammalia; Eulipotyphla; Talpidae. The coding region runs from base 12 to 950 and encodes 312 amino acids. Gene Ontology annotation, cellular component: SAM complex.